Oppiella nova is the source of this 904-nucleotide messenger RNA. NCBI's taxonomy places the organism in Eukaryota, Metazoa, Arthropoda, Arachnida, Sarcoptiformes, Oppiidae. The record is from the annotation of a GenBank genome assembly.
GAGACAUCGGAACUCCUCGAACCUGACGCUCAAGACUCUGAUGUUGAUAAUGACAACGACAACGACAACCGAUACGAUACACAAAUCAAAGCUAAUCACUAUUACUUGGCUAUGGAUUGGACUAACUCUCCUAAAUUUGGUGACCAUUGUAUUAAAGUGGAGACGAAGUGUGGUAUCAGUAGUGACACGGACUACAAGCACAGGAGUGAAGCGAACGAAGUGAUUGGUUUGGAGGACUGCUUGCAAUUACACACCAAACCCGAAACGCUCACAGCAGACAACCCAUGGUAUUGUCCGAAGUGUAAGGAACAGCGACAGGCAAACAAACAGAUAACGUUAUGGCGUUUGCCUCAAGUGCUGGUCAUUCAGUUAAAGCGAUUCAGUUUUCGCAACAGUUUUUGGAGAGAGAAACUCGAUUCGAUGGUUCGCUAUCCCAUCCACGGCUUAGAUAUGAGCCAAUACUACGUGAGGACUGAUAACAAUCCCGACUGCCCGCCCGUCUAUGACUUGUUCGGAGUGGUCAACCAUUUCGGUAGCCUUUUUGGCGGUCAUUACACCGCUUACGCCAAAACCAGUGAUAACUAUAAGAAUAUAGGUUGGCGUUGUUUUGACGACUCGCGCGUGGAGUCGGUGGACGAGGACUCGGUGGUGACCAGAAAUGCUUACAUGCUUUUCUACAAACUCAGAGACAAUUGACAUUGAAAUUAGUUAUUUUAUAUCUCAAUUGUAUUAACGAAUCAAAUAUUUAAUAUUAUUAUAUUUGAAAAUAUUAUGUGACUUAUAAUAAUAUGAAUUCUGUUUUUAUGAGAAGCGUUUGUUCUAACCUCCCAUUGUUUUAAUAGACUCGAAAUGUUUAUUAUGAAUAAUAACUUAUGUUUUAAUAAUAGUUAAUUAUAUACAACCC